Molecule: messenger RNA, 5769 nt
Organism: Myotis daubentonii (Daubenton's bat)
Lineage: Eukaryota; Metazoa; Chordata; Mammalia; Chiroptera; Vespertilionidae
Gene: MAPK1IP1L
Product: mitogen-activated protein kinase 1 interacting protein 1 like
Exons: 4
Coding region: 217-939 (240 amino acids)
Source: RefSeq, a predicted model, not a curated record
GCGGCGCUGGUGCUUCCUGUUCCGGCGUCAGGAGGAGCCGCGCGCUGUUGGUGCUGCCGCUGCCGCUGCCGCUGCUGCUGGUGCUUCCGCCGCUGGUGUCGUGGUCGCCGCUGCUGUGAGUCAAGGCUGCGCCUGGUUCCUCAGCUCUCAGCUCUCGGAGUCCUCGGGCCCACCGCUGCGCCUCGACCUUGCUGCGGGCUCGGAUCUGCCGGGAAAAUGUCUGAUGAAUUUUCGUUGGCAGAUGCGCUACCUGACCACUCCCCUGCUAAAACUUCUGUGAGCAAUACAAAACCUAGCCAACCUCCUCAAAGCUGGCCAGGUUCCAACCCUUGGAAUAACCCAAGCGCUCCACCUGCUGUGCCAUCUGGACUCCCACCGAGUGCAGCACCCUCCACUGUGCCUUUCGGAUCAGCACCAACAGGAAUGUAUCCCUCUGUGCCUCCCACUGGACCACCUCCAGGACCCCCAGGACACUUUCCUCCGUCUGGACCAUCAUGCCCCCCGCCUGGUGGUCCUUAUCCAGCCCCACCUGUGCCAGGUCCUGGCCCCACGGGGCCAUAUCCUACACCAAACAUGCCCUUUCCAGAGCUUCCGCGACCAUAUGGUGCUCCCACCGAUCCAGCUGGUCCCUUAGGUCCUUGGGGAUCCAUGUCUUCUGGACCUUGGGCACCAGGAAUGGGAGGGCAGUAUCCUACCCCUAAUAUGCCAUAUCCAGGGCCAUAUCCCACACCACCUCCUCCCCAAGCACCAGGGGCAGCACCACCUGUUCCAUGGGGCACUGUUCCACCAGGAGCCUGGGGACCACCAGCACCGUAUCCUGCCCCUGGAGGAUCAUAUCCCACACCAGGACUCUAUCCCACACCCAAUAAUCCUUUCCAAGUGCCUUCAGGACCUUCUGGUGCUCCACCAAUGCCUGGUGGCCCCCAUUCUUACCAUUAAGUUAAUGGAUGAAGAGAUGACGCUUUGCUUUUUGAAGUACAUAUAUAUGCACAAGAAUGCAUAUAUAAAAAUUGCUGGUUUCAUUAUUAGAGGGCAUUCAUGAAAGAACAACUCUUGCACCUCUCAGAAGAUAUCUGCCUCUUGUACUUGGAUGUAUAAUAUAUCAGAUGGAUACAAUCAGAUAAAAAUGUAAAUCAUUCAAAUGUGAUUUUUAUUCAGUUUUUAUGGAAAGUGAAAAUAAGUAUAUUGAAUAGCUCUUUGUUAUAAUUUGUUUAAAACAAAUUUUGGAUUUGUUUAAAUUAUGAAACUACAAAUUUAAAAAUUUAAGAUGAUGUGUGGAUUAUUGUUAGAACCUGCAACCUCAUUGGCAAAUUAUUUCAAGUAUUUUUCUAUAAUCACUUUUUCCUUAAAUGAACACACUUUGAAAAAUGUUCAUAGUCAUAAUUUAAAAAAUUAUGCCUCUCAACAUCUUGAGCUGUUCUAUCCAUAGAAUAAAUAAACAUAGUCCUCUUGAGGUUAUGUUUUGAAUAUACAUUUUAAAACUGGCAGUAAUUAUCAGAUGUUUAUUAGGAAGUGUUAAUUUUUCUUGAAAUUUUAGUAAAAGCUUUCGUUUUGAAUUUCACCUGAUUUGUUUUACGUUUAACCAAGUGGGUCAAACAGCUCUUAAAUCUGCCAUUUGUGGAAACUUCUCUUUAAUGCAGGCCAGCAUGUAUGUAAAUUAUACUCUUAAAGCAUUGGUAAUCUCUGUGUUGCUUUAGAGUAGCUUGAGAUGUCCAUAUUGCUUUGAGAAGAGCUCAAGGAAGGAAAUCAUUCUCGCCUUUGUUUUGAACCUCACAAUAGAGGCGACCUUAGGCGUUGCUUCAUAAGGACAAGUAAUUUGUAUUCCCACACAUCACUCUUCCACACAGUCCCUUCCUUAUAGCCCCUUCUUCCUCAGUUUUUUAGGAGCACAUCCUUUAAUUCCUCCCUGAUAUGGAAAACUGGCACACUCUAGGGGCUAUCAUAAACACAUGUAGCAGUUAUGUUUAAAGAACCUUAGUCACACAGGCAUGACUGUUCUCUUUGUACGAGUUGGUCAAAAUAUGAUCUGUCAGAGUCUGGUUAAGCUAUGUCAUUGUCUCUUGCAUAGUUUCCUGGAUCUGUUUGUAAAGUGCUUACAGCCAACAGUUCAGUUCUGUAUUUGUUGACAGGUAAAUAGGUAGUUAAAGUAAGUGCCAUCCUUAAAAAUUAUCCUUUUACUCUAACACUGAAAAUAAUAAAGUGUAGAUCUCUGCAAUUGAGUUUAAAGAAGUGUGAUUGUAUUACUUAAAUAAGUGUUGUUUUAACCACCAAAAUAGUCUGAGUAGUUUCUUGGCACCUUAUCUUUAAAUCAGAUUCUUAAUUUUGGGAUAGAACUGACCAUGUUAUUCCUGAAAUAACUUUUUGAAACUUUUAUUAUAUCCAUUGGGUUACUAAAAUGUAUUGUUAAUUUCUUCAUCAGUAUAAGACAGAUUUAUGCUAGAACUCUUGUUUUUGCUUAGAAAUAUUUAGUAGUUUAUUUUUCUUAUAGUUAAAAUGUCAAGAAUGCCAAAUGCUGCCAAUUUAAUGAUUUGAUAGCUACCUCCUUUUAUGAAAACAAGAUGGUCACCUUUGGGAGGAAAAUGUCAGUGUAUAAACCUCCCUUUAAAGUAGAAGAUAGAUUCAAGCUUACAGAAUUGAAACUAAUUUGUUUAGGUAUUUUCAGGCUGGUGAAUGUUGUUAGACAGUUCUUACAUAGUGGCACAAAUGGUCUUUUUUAUCUUUCACCUCCUUGCAAGGCCAAGUGGCAGCUAUUUACAACACUUUGGGUAUCUGUUGUCAAGGUGGCCUGCAAUUCACAAGGCAGGUAGCCUUAGAAAGUGUCCUAUCUUAAAUUAUCCAGUCAGUUUCAUGUCAGCUAACUGGAGGCAUAAAAUGAGGAAAAGUAAGAUGGCAGCAAAUAUAUCACUCCUUAAGCUUAUUUUGGUUGUCCUGUCCUAGGACUAAGUUGGCAACUCUGGCUUAAGAUGGGAUAAUUAAUGUAACACUAGAAAGGAUGAUGUUUGACUAAAAGAAGAAGAGGUAGCAGGUUUGGGAGUCUGUAAUUGAGGAGCCCGUUUAUUAUUGGAGAAAAUCUUUUGUUAAAGGAUUUGAAAGACCAUGAACACAAGAUUUGAAAUUACUAUUCCCAGUAAGUAUAUUAACUUCGCUAGUGACUCACACUGCGCCCUAGACAAUACUGCAUCUUAAUCUUUGCUUUACAAGACUUUCCAACGGCAUUUUUUUUUAAAAAAAAUUUUAACGGAAAAAUGGAAAUCAAAGGGAACAGAAUUUGCUUCUAUAUUUUCAAUUCUUUAGAGAAUCAUUUCUCAAAUUGGGGGAGAGGUUCUCUAUUCUCAAAGGUACUCUGGGCAAAAAGUAUUUUUAGGUUCAGGGUGGAGUAAAGAAAAUCAGACAUUUCGGUGGGGGAAGCAUCUAAGGAAGAUUGCUUUUUACAAAGGAAUAAUUUGCUUUCAAAAAUAAGUCAUGCUAGGCUAAGAUGAGUUUAUGGAAGACUACUUGUUAGUCUUAAGGGAAUGUGAAGUGUGGAAUAUGUUGGCAUUUGGACUUGAAGAGCAAGAAUUUUAAAAUAAAUUUAAUGGAGAUAGCUGAGAUGUGUUUAAGAAUAGUGUUUCUGGAGUUCGAAUGUUAGACUUUGAAAUGUUGAACCUAUAAAAUGACAACGAAAAAUUAAACUUUGGACCUUAUAUUCACACAUUCAGUUUUCAAGAAUCAAGGCGCCUUAAACAAGUUUAAUAUCUUGGCUUGUCUUUGCUGGACUCAGCCGGACACCUUUUCAUGCUUGAGGAUGGCUGCUUGCAGCUCUGACUCCUCAGUCAUUUUGUUUAAAGCUAUAGAUGGAUUAUGCAGGAACAGACAAAACUUUUUUUUUUAACCAAACAAUCUAUAUUUGCAGUGACUGAGGCUGUUUUUUGCUGCAGGGCUGAGAAGUGCUUGGCUUGCUGAGCCAAGACAGGCUCUGCCUUGUUCACAAAGGUUUCCCGAUCAUAGUCUGGCUGCUCCGUCAUCUUGGAGAGCUCAAGCCAGCCUGGCCCUUGGCCCUUGCUGUUUAAUCUCCUUGAGCUCUCCCAUGGUCCUCUCCUCCAGCUCCCUGUUCUGAGCCACGGCCUCAGUAAAGCUGGACACCUGGGAAGACAGUUCCUCUUCUCUAGAAAAAUUGCCUGCGAUCAGGGACCCAUGAGAGCUGGCUUCUGUCUCCUGUUUCCAUUUGAGUUGGCUGCUCCCCACUGGGCCCACUCGGGGGGCUCAGCUCCAUGAUGCUGUCUGCAUGUCUUGGUGUAUUCAAAGUAUUUUCGCAGGAGCUUGUGCCUGGUGAGAUCACCGCAGUCCAUGGCUCUUAGCUGGAAAAAACAAGACAUUUUUAAUUACCCAAGGGCUUCCUCCCUUCUUUGUCCAUUUUACUGUUUAUUGUUUUGAGUAGGUACCAGUAAUAGAAUAGAGAAGAAAAGGGGUGAAUUUUUGGCCUUGGUCUGUCAUACCACUACAAUGGAAUAUUAGAAUAUUUUCUGGGAAAGAAGUCAGUUGUGCCCAUAUUUUACCUCAUAAAUAAUUAGUGCUACCUAUUGUACUCAGAUGUACAGCUUUUGAAGUUUUGUGUAGGUGAACACAGUUCUCAAAGGUUCAAUAAAAUACUGUGCCUAGUUUGCCUAUCAAUCAGUUGCCUACACUUGUAAAUGAUGAGUGCCAUGUCUUCCUUACCUUGAAUAAUCUAGUGCUGGCUUUAUUUAAGUGCCACAGCUAUAAAUCCUGGGAAUUAAACCUGAGCACAGACCUUCCAGUGUUAACGUUUUUGAAAAGCAGAAGGCUCAAUUCAGAUGAAUCAUGCUGACGCACUUAGAAAGUGGUGGGUGGCUUUCAGGGAAGACUAUAAUUUAAUCCUAAUAGAGCAAUUUUAGUGUGAAGACACUUUAUUUUCAGAAUUCUACCAAGUAAAAUAAAAAUUGCCAAAAUGAUCAGUAUUAAAGAAAUGCCAUGCAAUCUGGCUUUUGACUAUUUCUGAGAACUGCAUUCAUCCAGCAGACACUUAAAUGUCUGUGAUCCAGGUGCUUUGCCAGAAGCAGAGAUAGAGAGAUGAAAGCGAAUGCCUGUCCUUGAGAGGGUCCCAGUCUAGGGGUGGCGUUACAGAAUUCAUUAGUGUGCCCGUUAUCAGUUUAACCUACAUCAACAUAUUUUGGUAUUCCUGCUGGUGGAAAUUAUACACCCUUUGGGCAUUUUAAAGAGCAACGUAUGCCUAUGCUUUUUUUUUUUCUUUUUGAAGUAAGAAGUUAGUAUUUUCCAAGACUAUGGUUUUGUCAGUCUAACUUUUCAAACAUGCAAAGUAAUGGGAUGUUUUUCCUCCUUACUUUCCCCUGGAUGAAGGCACGUUCACUGCCUGUCAUUGAUUAGCGGAUACUGAUUUGUUGCCAUUAAGUAAACUUGAUUUCUUUGUGCUCUAUAAAGGUUUUCUGUAUUUUUUUCUUGAUAUUGUUAUUUUUUCAUUGACUUAAUGACAAAUUUAAUGUAUGUAAUUGUCUAUGCAUUUUAAGUUAAACUGCCUAGAAUGUGAUUUGAGACAUAUACAUUUGUAUUAUGAACUGUAAGCAAUGUGUUUGAGACGUUAGGUUUUAUCACCUGCUGCUGUAUUUGUAAACAAAGACAAAUGUUGCUUUAAGAAGUAAUUAUAAUUAGGACUAGACAAUGGAUGUGAUACUUGAUAUUUUUAAAGAUAAACUUUUUUGCUUUUGUGUAUUAUACCUGAAAACUUUAAAAAAAAAAUGUAUUUUCAUGGCUUCA